Molecule: messenger RNA, 1723 nt
Organism: Cucurbitaria berberidis CBS 394.84
Lineage: Eukaryota; Fungi; Ascomycota; Dothideomycetes; Pleosporales; Cucurbitariaceae
Product: histone acetyltransferase GCN5
Exons: 4
Coding region: 23-1246 (407 amino acids)
Biological process (GO): chromatin remodeling; positive regulation of transcription by RNA polymerase II
Cellular component (GO): histone acetyltransferase complex
Molecular function (GO): protein binding; histone H3 acetyltransferase activity
Source: RefSeq, a predicted model, not a curated record
UGAAGGUGCCAGAGACGGCGACAUGGCGGGCGCAACUGAAGAUGCUAAGCGCAAAGCGACCUCCGAAGCCACCAACGCUUCUUCUCCCAAACGUGCCAAGCAGUCGAAUCCCUCGACACCUUCUGCUACCGACGAUGUCUCUGCCCCGCCCGUCAAACGCAUCGUGCCAUUUCCCGAGAAGCCUGCUGUUAUCGAGGAAAGGAAAGGCGAUAUCGAGUUCAGGGUGGUCAAUAAUGAUGGGAGAAGGGAGAGCACCAUCAUCUUGACGGGCCUGAAGUGCAUAUUCCAAAAACAAUUACCUAAGAUGCCCAAGGACUACAUAGCACGCCUCGUCUACGAUCGGACACAUCUGAGUAUUGCCAUCGUCAAGAAUCCGCUCGAGGUGGUGGGAGGCAUAACCUAUCGCCCCUUCGACAAAGGCCAGUUCGCCGAGAUAGUCUUCUGUGCCAUAUCGUCAGACCAGCAAGUCAAAGGCUAUGGCGCCCACUUGAUGUCGCAUUUAAAAGACUACGUCAAAGCCACCUCUCAAGUAAUGCACUUCCUCACCUACGCCGACAACUACGCUAUCGGCUACUUCAAAAAGCAAGGCUUCACCAAAGAAAUCACCCUCGAAAAAUCUCGCUGGAUGGGCUAUAUCAAGGACUACGAAGGCGGCACCAUCAUGCAAUGCUCCAUGGUACCCAAGAUACGCUACCUAGAGAGCGGUAGGAUGCUCUUGAAGCAGAAGGAGUGCGCCAACGCCAAAAUCAGAGCCGUCAGCAAAAGCUACGAAGUCCACCAACCUCCGGUGCAAUGGUCCAAGGGAGAGCCAAAAGCCAUCGAUCCUCUCACCAUCCCCGCUAUCAAGAGCUCCGGCUGGUCUCCUGUUAUGGACGAGCUCGCCCGCGCGCCCCGCCACGGGCCCAACUAUAACGCCCUACUCCACCUGCUCAACGAUAUGCAGAACAACUCCAACGCCUGGCCCUUUCAGCAACCCGUCAACAGGGACGAAGUCCUCGACUACUACGACGUCAUCAAAGAGCCCAUGGAUCUCGCAACUAUGGAGGAGAAGCAUGAGAAGGAUCUAUAUCCCACGCCUGAGGAUUUCAUAAGGGAUGCCAAGUUGGUUUUUGAUAACUGUCGGAAAUACAACAAUGAAAGCACGCCGUACGCAAAGGCUGCGACGCGGUUAGAGAAGUACAUGUGGCAGCGAAUUCGGGACAUUCCAGAGUGGUCGCAUCUUGAAGGCGAGUUGACUGGAAAAUAGGGGCCUUGCCCUCUGCAUGAAAUACAUCUCCUGCCUCGUUGGGGAUCAUACGUUGGGUUAUGGCGUUUGCUAAUAUUAAUAUGGGUAGAACUUCGUAAUUCUUAGCAUUAAAGUGGCGUAUGGUGUUUGGAUGGGCCUUAUACCCUUUUUCGCGCUCGUAGGCUUUGAUGGACUGGGGAUUCAUCCGACGGAGUUUAGAAUAUCGUGUUGACAUUAGUACUGCGUAAAAUGUCACGUUCAUCUCGCUCUCUCAUGGCCUCACCACUUUUCUCUACAGCAAAACGCUCUGUCCCUUGCUCGGCCCUACACACUUCUAAGCACGUCAUACGUCAAGUCUCCUCUCCAGCGUAUGGAGCACGAGCGGAGAAUUGUCCGCGGAGCUGCAUGAAGACGGUUGCUUGGCUACCUACUGUGGAAAAGACCGUCACUGCACGAGCAGCAUCCGAGCUUUGAUAAUGCAUGCAUGCCCCCUUAGUC